UGGACCGCGGCGCAUGGCAUGAUAUGGUAUAUGUAUAUCGAAGAAGAAACCCCACGACUAACACAGUCAGCAACUAAAGGAAUUGGUCUAGAUAAGCUUACUAUUGUCGCACUAAAGAUAGCCUCUCUUUUAAGGUAUUUGUGUAGAAAGUCCCGGAGGGGGACUGCUGAUCGCUCCGCCACUGUCGCAGCUAAACCUACAGCUGCCGCAGGUGUAAUAUUCGGUAUGAAUAUUAUUCGCUUUUCGGCCUUGUAUGUGCUUCUCUGUCGUUGAUUGAGCCUUGUGUCAGAUGUCACUAUUGUUGGGAUUGGUUCACCUUCUCUUGCAUCCGUUCACAGAGUUCGGGAAUACCAACAGAUCUGGAGAAGAUACGACAAUCAUUACAAGGCUUUCCGAUAAUCUUGUCGCAUCUUUCGUGG
This is a messenger RNA of Alternaria alternata, 419 nucleotides long. RefSeq lists its product as hypothetical. Bases 31 to 273 code for a protein of 80 amino acids. The transcript is spliced from 2 exons. NCBI's taxonomy places the organism in Eukaryota, Fungi, Ascomycota, Dothideomycetes, Pleosporales, Pleosporaceae. The record is from RefSeq and is a predicted model, not a curated record.